This is a messenger RNA of Erinaceus europaeus (western European hedgehog), 2183 nucleotides long. It is a transcript of the gene ALDH8A1, whose product is annotated as aldehyde dehydrogenase 8 family member A1. Lineage: Eukaryota; Metazoa; Chordata; Mammalia; Eulipotyphla; Erinaceidae. The transcript has 7 exons. Gene Ontology annotation, biological process: retinoic acid metabolic process. The record is from RefSeq and is a predicted model, not a curated record. The coding region runs from base 51 to 1514 and encodes 487 amino acids. Gene Ontology annotation, molecular function: retinal dehydrogenase (NAD+) activity.
GCUAACUCAACUAGAUCAAAGGGGAAAGGCAACAAGAAUCCUUUAUUACCAUGGCUGAAACAAAGGCACUGUUGCUGUUGGAAAACUUUAUAGAUGGGAAAUUUUUACCUUGUAACUCAUAUAUAGAUUCCUAUGAUCCAUCAACGGGGGAAGUGUACUGCAGGGUUCCAAAUAGUGGAAAAGAUGAGGUUGAAGCAGCAGUGGUGGCUGCGAGAGCAGCCUUUCCUGCAUGGUCAUCCAGGAGCCCCCAGGAACGCUCUCAGGUGCUAUACCAGCUGGCAGAUUUGCUGGAACAGUCCCUGGACGUGUUUGCCGAAGCAGAAUCCAAAGACCAAGGAAAAACCAUAACUCUGGCAAGAACCAUGGACAUUCCCCGGUCUGUACAGAACUUCCGGUUCUUUGCCUCCUCCAUCUUGCACCAAACAGCAGAGUGCACGCAGAUGGAGCACCAAGGCUGCAUGCACUAUACUGUGCGGGACCCUGUGGGAAUCGCUGGUCUGAUCAGUCCUUGGAAUCUGCCACUCUACUUGCUGACCUGGAAGAUCGCGCCUGCCAUUGCUGCUGGCAAUACCGUGAUAGCCAAACCCAGCGAGCUGACAUCAGUGACAGCAUGGAUGAUGUGUAAGCUUCUGGAGAAAGCAGGUGUGCCACCAGGAGUUGUAAAUAUUGUGUUUGGAACGGGGCCCAGAGUAGGUGAGGCCCUGGUGUCCCAUCCAGAGGUGCCAGUCAUCUCCUUCACUGGGAGUCAACCCACAGCUGAGAGGAUCACACAGCUGAGUGCCCCUUACUGCAAGAAACUCUCUCUGGAGCUUGGGGGCAAGAAUCCUGCCAUCAUCUUUGAGGAUGCUAAUCUGGAGGAAUGUAUUCCAACAACCAUCAGGUCCAGCUUUGCUAACCAGGGUGAAAUCUGCCUCUGCACAAGUAGAAUCUUUGUCCAGAAGAGCAUCUAUAAUGAUUUUUUAAAGAGGUUUGUGGAAGCUGCCAGAAUGUGGAAAGUUGGCAUUCCCUCUGAUCCAUCAGCCAGCAUGGGAGCUCUGAUAAGUAAAGCUCAUUUGGAGAAAGUGAGAAAUUACGUCAAGAGAGCUUGUGCUGAAGGGGCCCAAGUUCUCUGUGGUGAGGGAGUGGAUAAGUUGAUCCUGCCCCCCAGGAAUCAAACAGGCUACUUUAUGCUUCCCACAGUGAUAACAGACAUUAAGGAUGAAUCCUGCUGCAUGAAGGAAGAGAUAUUUGGUCCGGUGACAUGUAUUGUGCCAUUUGAUAAUGAAGAGGAAGUGAUUCAAAGGGCAAACAAUGUUAAAUAUGGGUUGGCAGCCACAGUGUGGUCUUCCAAUGUGGGGCGUGUCCACCGGGUGGCUAAGAAGUUGCAGUCUGGCUUGGUCUGGACCAACUGCUGGCUCAUCAGGGAACUGAACCUUCCUUUUGGGGGAAUGAAGAGUUCUGGGGUAGGUAGAGAGGGAGCCAAAGAGUCUUACGAAUUUUUUACUGAAGUCAAAACCAUUACCAUUAAACACUGACUUUGGUCAGUGGAGAAGCUGUGAAGGUCAAUGGCUGACUGCAGAGUAGUGAAAGGAAAUACUGACACAAAUUCCAGCCUUGUCUUGACUCAACAAAAAUAGUAUUUUUAUUGACUGGUGAAGAGAUGCUACUUUCAAUGUGGAUUCAAAGAAGAGAGGACAUCUCCGUGGGAAAGCCCAGAAUAGAAGCCAAAUAUAGAGUCCUUCAAUGAGUGUUAUAUCUUCUAAGGUUUUUUUUUUUUUAAUCACUUUGAAUUCAUGUGAAAUCACUGACAUUUUGAUUUUAUUUUCAUUUGCAAGUAUAUGGUAAAUAUUUUUUACAAAGCUGAAGGGCUGCAAAUCAGCAUAAUUUACCACCUAUGUUGAAAUGGUUUCUCUCCAUACAUUAGUUACUAGUCCGGUUAACUGAUUAUUGACUGUACUUUUCUAUAUAAGGCAACAGCAACUAUUAGUGAUAAGCAGUAUGGAAUUUGUUAGAGAAGGCAUAUAAAGUAGGUUCCACUAAAUGGAUCAAUAUAUUGAUCAGAGGAAAGAGAAAAAUAAAAUAACCAGUACUAUUAGAGGAAAUUUUAAACAAGAAAAGGAGAUAAUUUCAUCCAUGGAAUUGAUCAAUUCUAAUCCUCACUGUGCAUAUCUCAUUAGAAAAUAAAUUUUAAGUGAUUUUAAUAA